CAAAUUGCUCCAAGUCGAUCGAUUUUUGCAACGCAUGACAGACGGCGGAGGACAACGCAGGCAUGCCACUGGAGCGGAGUCUGGAGCAAGGCAGCAGCGAGGCUGUGAAGCGGGUGAAGCAGCGGCUCUCCGGGUUUGAGACAGAGGCUGGAAGGCGAAAGGGCCUGGGGUUCCAGCCCAACGCAGGGGAUGUGUUCAUUGUGACCACGCCAAAGGCGGGAACCACAUGGAUGCAGCAGAUCUGUCACCAACUGCGCUCACGAGGAUCAAUGGACUUUGAGGAGAUUAGCGCCGUGGUGCCCUGGAUCGAGCUUGCACAUGACCUCGGCCAGGACCUGGAGGAGCCGCAGGUGGCCCAGCCGCGGUGUUUCAAGACCCACUGCUGGUACGACCACUGCCCCAAGGGCGGCAAGUACAUUGUUGUUGUGCGCGACCCUGCGGACGUCGCGCUCUCCUUCUACAAGUUCUUUGAGGACUGGUUCUUCGAGCCGGGCGAGGUUGGCCUGGAGGAGUUUGUGCGCGAGUUCUGGCUUGCGCGCGGCGUGCCAGAGUCCGAGAUGCAGAACGCAAGCUACUUCCACCACCUCAUCUCCUGGUGGCAGCACGUGGGCCGCGACGACGUUCUCUGGGUCUUCUUCGAGGACAUGAAGCAGGACCUGCGCUCUGUUGUGCAGCGCGUCGCCGCGUUUAUGGGCAUCCCCGAUGCAGACGACGCCCUCAUCGACAAGGUUGUGGAGCACUCCUCCUUUGAGUUUAUGAAGGCGCACGAGGCCCAGUUUGAUGAGCACCUGAGCAAGCUCCGGCGAAACGCCGCCUGUGGGUUGCCGCCGGACGCCGGGAUGCGCCACGGCAAGAUCAACCGCGGCGAGAGCGGCGCUGCAAAGAAGACGCUGCCUGCAGAGGUGCUGGCCGACAUCCAUGCCAAGUGGAAGCAAGUGGUCGCUCCAGUCGUUGGCUGUGACACAUACGCCGCAUUUCGUGACAAGGUGCACGCCCAGCAACAACAGCAACAGCAACAACAGCAAGCAUAGCGUGCUGUGUGUUGUGUGUGUGUGUGUGUUGUGAGAGAAGUUUGUGUGUACAUGUGUUGUGCGUUUGUGUGUCUGUGUGUGUGCAUGUGUUGUGAGAGAGUUUGUGUACAUGUGUUGUGUUGUGUGGCAUCUCGCAGUGUCGCAGUGUCGCAGUGACGACGGCGAGGAACGGCGAAUAUUCACGAAUAAUAAACGACACUUUUCCGUG
Molecule: messenger RNA, 1239 nt
Organism: Salpingoeca rosetta
Lineage: Eukaryota; Choanoflagellata; Craspedida; Salpingoecidae
Exons: 2
Coding region: 63-1031 (322 amino acids)
Biological process (GO): sulfation
Cellular component (GO): cytoplasm
Molecular function (GO): sulfotransferase activity
Source: RefSeq, a predicted model, not a curated record